Molecule: messenger RNA, 633 nt
Organism: [Candida] anglica
Lineage: Eukaryota; Fungi; Ascomycota; Pichiomycetes; Serinales; Debaryomycetaceae
Source: the annotation of a GenBank genome assembly
AAGAGGUUUAUAUCCCUUAACUUUUGUAAUAUAUUUAUCAUGCUUUCUAGAAGUAUACCUUCUAUGAGAAGCUGUGCCCGUCCAGCUGUGGUGCGUCAGCUCUCACAGUCCACGCGCUUGCAACAACUCCCAUCUUCUGGAAAUAUGAAGAGUGAAGAACAAUGGAUUGCAUCUGACAAUAAUAACCAAUCAUCCACAAACAAGUCUAGUUCUAAUUCUGCCAUAAACAAGGUUGUUCAAUCUGCCAGAAUCUUGCUGGACUCUGCCCUGAGAGAACCUCCAUUACAUGUUGUGACCAAGUACAUGAGAAAGUUUGAAGCAGGAACUACAUAUGAUCCAUUUGACUUUUCUCUUACCAAACUUGGUAUGGAACAACGUGCUUAUAAACAAAAAAUGACCACAAAGUCUGAUCCUUUUGAAGCAUCUGGCAUUAAUCCUUUGGAUUUGUAUACUAUGCCUGAAAUUUUAUCUAAAUUUCUUACUUCUACUGGUCAAAUUUUACCAAGAGACGUAACUGGUUGUUCAUCAUCAAACCAAAAGAAGUUGGGGAUUGCUAUCAAGAGAUCUAGAGCUUGUGGUUUAUUGUCCAGUGUUCAUAAGCAUUCUAGAUACUUACCAUCAAGAAACAUUUAA